Molecule: messenger RNA, 2102 nt
Organism: Geodia barretti
Lineage: Eukaryota; Metazoa; Porifera; Demospongiae; Tetractinellida; Geodiidae
Source: the annotation of a GenBank genome assembly
CUGCAAAAAAAUAAUGGCGUUCCCCAGCAGAGCCCUUGUUAUCACAGCUGUGACUGCUCUCUUCCUGUACGUCUUUGGGUUCCCCUUCAGAGCCGCGGUCGGACUAUGCCUGGUCACCUUCCUCGUCACGGGGCGGGCGUACCUGAGACUCUUCAUCAAGACUUUCCCCAGGGACCUCUGGUAUAGUUAUCCGUCUCUCGAUUCCGCUCAGCUCUACUCCACUCUUUCCUCCGUACAGGAUGGGUAAAAACUUGUUCCACAUGCUGCACUAUGCAUGGAUGCACAAGCGGCAGAGAAAGAUCCUUCCGGACCUGUUUGAGGAGCAGGUGGAGCGAACUCCCGACAAGAUGGCGGUGGUGUACGCCAACGACGACCACCGGUGGACCUUCCGCGACCUCAACUCCUACGCCAACUCUGUCGCCAACUACUUUUCCCGGCUGGGUCUUCGUAAGGGUGACACGGUUGCUCUAUUCAUGGAAAAUUCACCCGAGUACAUCGGACUCUAUCUGGGGCUCUGGAAGAUCGGAGUUGUUGUAGCGUUUGUCAACCACAAUUUGAGACACGAGAGCCUCACUCACUGCGUCCGAGUGGCGAAAUCGAGAGCUCUCGUCUUUUCGUCGUCUCUUGCGGCGGCCGUCGCUGACGUCAUGGAUGAACUGGAGGCGGGAGGUGGGAUCGAGGUCGGUCGGAUGUGUUUCGCUGUGUGCGGAGAGCCGGCUGGACAUGGAGGAGGCUCCUUCAAGAGACUGGAUCAGGAGCUGCAGGGAAUGUCCACCAGUCCUCCUCCCCUGCUGGCCGGCAAGGAGGCAGAUGAUAAAGCCUGCUUUGUGUACACAUCGGGGACUACAGGUCUCCCAAAGGCAUGUGUUAUCAGACACACCAGGUUCUUUAUGAUGACUCAUGGUAUCCACCUGUUUGCCGCCGUUACACCGGACGACGUCGUCUACAAUUCACUCCCUCUCUACCACACCAGCGGAGGGAUCCUGGCCGCCGGGCAGAUGCUGUUCUGGGGUUCCACCCUCGUCCUGCGGAGGAAAUUCUCUGCCAGUAAUUUCUUCGUCGACUGCGUGAAACACAAGUGUACGGUGAUGUUCCACAUUGGAGAGCUGUGUCGCUACCUGAUGGCCCAGCCAGGCAGACCCACCGACACACAACACUGUCUCAGACUGGCCAUCGGGAACGGACUCCGUCUACAGAUAUGGAAGCAGUUCCAGAAACGGUUCUUCAUUCAACGAAUCAUCGAGUUCUACGGGUCCACAGAGGGCAACGUGAACGUAGUCAACUACAAGGGGACACCGGGGGCUUGCGGGACUGUGUCCGUCAUCAUCCCCGCCCUAAACCCCCUGAAACUGCUCAAAGUCGACGGAAAUGGCAAACACGUGAGAGACUCAAACGGGUACUGUGUUCUGGCGGACGUGGGUGAGAGAGGGGAGGCGGCGGGGCAGAUCAGCGUCAGACUCACCCACAGACGCUUCGACGGGUACGAAGACAAGAAGGCGACGUCGAAAAAGGUCCUUCGAAACGUAUUCAAACCGGGAGACGAGUUUUUCCUCUCCGGAGACAUAAUGAAGAUGGACGAAGAGGGCUACGUUUAUUUCUGCGAUCGGACCGGAGACACUUUCCGAUGGAAAGGGGAGAAUGUUUCUACGAUGGAGGUGGAGGGGGUCGUACAACAGAUACUGGACCACAGGGAUGUGACGGUCUAUGGGGUGGAGGUGCCAGGGAUGGAGGGCCGGGCCGGUAUGGCCGCAAUCGUCGGGACCGAAGAGACGGUCAACCUCGCCAAACUCCUGCAACAGCUGUCUCUUUCUCUCCCAGCGUAUGCCGUCCCUCUUUUCGUCAGGCUCAGCUCGUCGGCGACCACCACGGGGACUCUAAAGUUGAAAAAAGUUGACCUCCGUAACGAGGGAUAUGACGUUGACAAAGUGCCGGAUCCCGUAUUCUUCCUCCAUCCACUGUUGAAGACAUACGUCUCUCUUACCAAUGAGCUACAGGCUGAGAUUGCCAAUGGGAACAUUAGGUUGUAAUUCUUGACACAAGAUUUAUAGACUAUAAUUAAUUUAGUAGCAAACUAUUUCUCUGCACCUCUAAAAAUAAACAGA